ACGAGUCCCGUAUUUGACAACCGAAACAGGAAGUGUUUCAAGCAAGGCUAAGCUCUUCAGUCCCUUCUCCCGGUCUCUGUAAAUUGGAUUUAGUCUUCGGUGGCAAAAUGUCCAAGGAGGUGCCGAGAGUGAGCGAUGCGACAGUGAUUAAUGGUCGUGUUUUCCUCGAGGCAGAAGGUCAGAGCAGGUAUUCGGGCCGGUACACAGGCAGCGAGCAGAAUGAUCUCAGGGCAAGAGCACGACCUCCUGGGACCUCUAACACCAUGUCUGAAUCUCAGGCUGGAUUGGAUACAGCACCAGAGGCAGCACUAGUGGAUGACUGUGAGAGGCUGGGUACUCUGUUUGGGAUGUUCAAUAAGUGCCUGAGAGGCAUGGGCUUCACACAGUUCUACUUUGGGGAGAAGAUUGUAGAGCCUAUGGUGGUGCUCCUCUUCUGGCUGCUACUCUGGUUCCUUGGCAUCCAGGCUCUGGGUCUUGUAGGAACUCUUUGUAUUAUCAUCAUAUACAUCCAGAAGUAGUGGCCUAAACAGGAUGGAAUGAUUAGGUUCUUUGUGUCUUGGCGUGAUCUAACACAGGUCAGCAUAUUUAAUGUCCACUUAUAAUGAAAAGCAUUCUAACAUAUGAUGGGUUUAGGCCUCUCUCCUUUGUGAGCCUCAAAUGACUGCAUACGUAUACAGUGCCAUGCAAAAGUAUUCAACCUUUAUAAAGCUUUUAUAUAUGCUUUAAUUAUUUUGUUGGUUAAAAUAAACCUUUUGUAUGAGUUCAAUUAAAACACUUUUACAUUGCACUGUAAAUGGGGAUGGGACUAGGUAGGAAGUUUCAGAAAGCUGAUAUUGAAGGUUUUCUUAUCAUCUAUGCACUAAUUUAGAUGUUUUUGAUCUGCAUCAGUUUGUAUUGACUGUUGAGUGAGUACAUAUUCAUAACUAGCAUGGAUGUUAAUGAAAAAAAGCACUUUAGGAGGAAGAACAUGAUACUAAUUUACCUUACUAAAACAAAAAGAGAUAUAUCAAUCAUACAUUUUCUUUAAAAUUUAAUUAAUAGUUCUCUCUCUUUUUUUUUUUUUUUUUGUUAUUUUAUCUCAUUGCCCUUAUAGUUUUUUUCUGUGCAUUCUCCACACAAGUGCACUAGAGGGCAACCUCUUCCUGCUCCCUAUCUCCUGGAAAAGCGAUCAAGAAAUGAUCGCUCUCUUUGUAACAAAUAGUAAAGAAUAGUUGAUAAAAGUCAAACUGUACCAAUGCAUGGCAUGUCAUUCACAUUCUGGCAUGGGAACUGUAUGUAAAACAAAUGAUUCAUUCUUAAUGCUUAUAUGAAUUGAGCAUUUACAUUAUGGUAUGUAAGUGCAAAUGUGUGUACAUGUGUGGGGCCCUGUGUUUUCAUGCUUUGCACCCAGUGUUCCUGGGAUAGGCUCUGGAUCCACGACAACCUUGAUUAGGAUUACUAAAGAUUAAUGGAUGGGUGAAUGAAUAAUUAACAUGAUCUCCUGUGUUCUGCUGAUAAACGUAUUUGUCCACACAAAUGUAUUAUUAUAGCAUAAUUGCUCUCAGUAUUAUGAGAAGGUUUAUAUUCAUAUGAUUCUUACAUAACAUCAAGAAUUGCAAAUGUAAAAAUCAUACUAGAAGUAAUACAUUAAAACAUAACCAUGACCUGUCCAUACUGAUGCUUAAAAAUGAAUAACCGGCUAAUUUCUGUUCUUUAAAAGAGACAACUUUUGAAUGGAAGAUAAGUUAAGCUGUAAGACCAUUUACAGCUGUCUCACAAUCUGAAAAUUAUUUGUGAAUAAAUGUGAUCUUUAACUGCAGAGUUGUCUGAGUUACAGCUGUAACACAGGCAUAUGUUUUGGUUAUGAUUGUAAUUCACUAAAAUGAUGAGGACAUUUCCUCUUUCUAUGUAAAAAAAAAAAAAAAAAAUGUGAUCAUUGGCAGUUUACAGCUGUACCUUUACCUCAUUUAGCAGACUUUGUGCCAUAAUUUAGAUCAUUAUUUAUGCCGUCUUGCUGCAUUUUCUAUCAGCUCUUUUGGGAAAUUUUAUUUGUAAGUAGUCAAUUGUUAUAUACUUGACUUCUGUACCUGCAGUCAACUGUGGCUUAAUAUUUGGCUAUCUAAAUAAAAGCUAUGUUUUUAAAGAACAAA
Messenger RNA from Ictalurus punctatus (channel catfish), 2129 nucleotides. It is a transcript of the gene fam241a, whose product is annotated as family with sequence similarity 241 member A. Gene Ontology annotation, cellular component: intracellular membrane-bounded organelle. The transcript is spliced from 2 exons. The record is from RefSeq and is a predicted model, not a curated record. Lineage: Eukaryota; Metazoa; Chordata; Actinopteri; Siluriformes; Ictaluridae. Bases 108 to 518 code for a protein of 136 amino acids.